Annulohypoxylon maeteangense is the source of this 1730-nucleotide messenger RNA. RefSeq names its product amidase signature enzyme. The record is from RefSeq and is a predicted model, not a curated record. Lineage: Eukaryota; Fungi; Ascomycota; Sordariomycetes; Xylariales; Hypoxylaceae. The transcript has 2 exons. The coding region runs from base 152 to 1666 and encodes 504 amino acids.
GAUUACAACGGAGAGGUUCAAAAGACUGUCGCGAGGAAUUUGAAAAUCAAUAUUUUCAAUCUCAAUUGAGUUUCGAAUGUGUUUUGAAGAGCUUAGUCGAUUUAAUCACAGAAAGCUUUACUCAUCUUAAUCUACCCGUAUCGGAGUAGGAAUGAUUGACGUCCGCGAGAUAACAAUAGAACAAGCACAAGAUGGUAUCAAAACUGGAAGAUUCUCCGCAAAGGAGUUAGCUGAAGCAUUUCUCGAUCGCAUUGCGACAUGGGACAAGAAUGGCCCGCGGAUUAACUCGACAAUGGCCUUAUCGACUACGGCACUUCAAGAAGCUGCUGCGCUUGAUAGUUACCUAGAAGAGACUGGCAAAUUCAAGGGGAAACUCCACGGAAUUCCUGUACUAGUGAAAGACCAAGCCGAUACGAAGGGAAUGGUUACCACAUACGGCUCGGCAGUCGCCAAAAACAACGUUCCAGACGAAGAUGCUUUUGUGGUCGCGAGGUUGAAAGAAGAAGGCGCCGUGGUUCUAGGAAAGACUGCACUCGCCGAAUGGGCAUCAGUUUGGUUCAGCGUGAAUAGUGCGAACAAUGACGAAUUCACCAAAAACCCUUAUAAUCUCGACCACGAUUCAGGUGCAUCUUCCGGGGGUUCUGCUGCGGCUGUUGCGGCGAACUUCACAAUCUUGGCCGUAGGCGAAGAUACUGGUGGUUCGAUUAGGGUACCAUCAUCGUUCUGUAACAUUGUCGGUCUUCGUCCAACCCCGGGGCUCAUCUCGCGAACGGGGUUCUGUCCGUUGAUCAAAGUUCAGGACACUCCUGGUCCAAUGGCCCGGACAGUGACAGAUUGUGCGCUAAUGCUGGAUUGCAUGGUUGGGUUCGACCCUAAAGACGACUUUACAGGUGUCGCAGCCACUGCAGCUGCCCUGGGAUUGCCUAAAGGUGGUAGUUACGGCGCGUUCUUGGCAGACGGACGCCAAAAGAUUAAGGGGGCUAAAAUAGGUGUUAUCAAACAGAGCUUCGGUUCGGAAUCCGAUCCCUAUUGCAACGCUGUCAAUGAAGUCAUAUCUGCAGCAAUUGACAAGCUCAAAAGUGCCGGUACGACUUUCGUCAGCAUUGACUUCGACGAAUUCGAAUAUCACAUAAACUACCCGCUCACCUAUUUACAAAGGUCACGCAGCGAUAUCAACAGCUUUCUAGCAACAAAACCCCAUCUCCCUCAAGACAUUGCGGAUAUACUGCCAGAGACUUCGGACAAGCCGUAUUUGAAAUUUACAUGCGCUAUGGCACAUGGCCCAAAGGACCCCAAAGAAGACCCGACCUAUGUAGAUAGAAUCCUAAGACGGGAUGAGCUCAAGCGCAGGAUAGACUGCCUUAUUGCCUCUCUCGGGCUGGAUGUGCUCACACUGCCAGACGUGAGGGUCCCACCCCCGCGAUUCGAAGAUGCUAUGAGCGGCAGGUUUAUCAAGGACGGGUGUGAAGAUUUCCCGACCAAUACAUUCCUCGCUAGCGUAAUUCGACAUCCGGCCAUCUCGGUUCCUGCCGGCUUCACAAAGGAUGGGCUUCCGGUCGGGAUAGAAUUCGUCGGACUUGAAUAUCAGGAACAGAGUCUUCUCGAGUUAGCUUACGGGGUAGAAUGUAUUGUUCAAGCCAGAGCAUUGCCACCUGGGUUAAUGUAGGUGGUUGUCAUCCCAUACAAAUAAUUCGUACCUAUUUAACCCAGUAACUUGAACCUUGAUAAAU